Messenger RNA from Daldinia decipiens, 1212 nucleotides. RefSeq names its product P-loop containing nucleoside triphosphate hydrolase protein. The record is from RefSeq and is a predicted model, not a curated record. The transcript is spliced from 2 exons. NCBI's taxonomy places the organism in Eukaryota, Fungi, Ascomycota, Sordariomycetes, Xylariales, Hypoxylaceae. Gene Ontology annotation, cellular component: cytoplasm. Bases 197 to 1081 code for a protein of 294 amino acids.
GAGAGGGGAGCUGAUGCUAAUGACACUUGCUCUAUGUAAUGUUCUAUCUAUGCAUCCUUAAAACGUGCUAUAUUGGAAAUCCCAUGCGUGUAGUCCCGUUGGGGUAAAUAAACAUCAAACGCCCGAAUAACCGAACAUACAGUACCUGUAGCCGAUCACGAGCAUCACAAGUAUAGAUGCAAUAAGGUCUGCUUAAAUGGCUACAGCGGAGAUAACCGACGACAAGAGCCCUAUAUGCAUGCCAUUUAUACUCGAACGGUAUAAGCAAUAUAGCGCCUCUAACUCUACUCGGCCCUUUAUCGUCGGACUGAAUGGCGUGCAAGGCGCUGGGAAGACAACUCUGGUAAAAGCCCUUGCCUCGAAGCUACAGAAUGACCAAGGUCUACAAACGUUGGUCUGCAGCAUUGAUGAUUUUUACCUGCGACAUGAAGAUCAAAAGGCACUGGCAGAGUCUCACCCGGACAAUUUGUUAGUCCAGGUCCGAGGCGAGCCAGGUACACAUGACAUGAACUUAGCUCGAGAUUUCUUCACGGCUUUAUGUAAGGGUCAGCCGGUUAAGAUUCCUCAAUAUGACAAGUCGGCCUAUUCGGGCCAGGGCGACAGGGUCCCAGAAUCGCAAUGGGAGACGAUUAACGGCCCGGGUCAACCCAAGAUUCAGGUGGUCAUCUUCGAGGGCUGGUGUGUUGGCUUUCGGCAUUUGAGUCCUGUAGAGGUGUCACUCAAGUGGAAUUCGCCAAGCAGGACGCUACACCGACACCCUUUAGAACACCUGAACUUCAUCAAUGAGCGCCUCCGGGACUACGAUGUCAUCACAGACAUGUUCAAUGCAUUCAUCCACAUCGACGCCGGAGAUACCGAAUGGGUGUACGACUGGAGGCUAGAGCAGGAAGCCAUGUUGCGGAGGGAGAAAGGGGCAGGUAUGACGAACGAGCAGGUCGUCAAGUUCGUCGAUGCCUAUUAUCCCGCGUACGAACUUUUUUCCGACAAGCUGAGAGAUGGGCUGUUCGCCGACAAACCCGGAUGUCAGUUGAGAUUAAUUGUCGGCAAAGACAGAAAAGUCAAACAGACAGUCAUCGUUUGAUACGCGAACAAGCGGGUAUCUUACCAAGUAGCCUCACUUAAUGUGACAAGGCCCAAUAGCAUCAUUUGUUGCCGUACAUAGAGCACCGGAUUGAAGGCGCAAACACCAUAGCUCCAGUCCAUGUUAUAAUA